Messenger RNA from Apis mellifera (honey bee), 2409 nucleotides. RefSeq lists its product as uncharacterized. Lineage: Eukaryota; Metazoa; Arthropoda; Insecta; Hymenoptera; Apidae. The transcript has a single exon. The coding region runs from base 778 to 1545 and encodes 255 amino acids. Gene Ontology annotation, molecular function: protein binding. The record is from RefSeq and is a predicted model, not a curated record.
UAGAAUAGUACGUUUUUUUUUUUUUUUAAUCUCAACGGUAUAAUACACUCGUAACGACACACAGACGACACUUUGUACAUUAUAAUCGUAUAAAAGUUUAUUUUUACAAACACUUUUCGUUAUUCCUAUCAUCUCCUAUCAUUAUUUGUAUUUGUGUAUAUGUAUAUAUAUAUAUAUAUACACACACACACACACCGCACACACAUGUGAUUUUUUAACUAUAAUAUUACUAACAGCGUCGAUGGAGUUGAGUCAGCCUUGAAAAAAAACGAUGGAUCAAGAGCCGAAAAUUCAUAUGGAUGAUAAUGUAGUUCUCCUUAGGCAAAUGUAUGGAACAAAGAUAAAGAAUAAUAGAGCAAGUUAUUCGAAAACUAUUUAAAAAAAAGAAAAGAAAAAAAAAAAAAAAAAAAUUAUCGAACAUUAAAUAUCGAAUUUCACCGUAUAAAAAUUCAUUUGUUUUAUUUACAAAGUGCAUCGAACAUCGAUUAAUUUGUUACAUUUAUAUGUACAUGAUUAAAUUUUUUGUGUAAAAAAAAAAAAAAGAAAAAAAAACUAAUAACAAGAUUUCGCAAUUUUCUACGACGAAAUAAAUAAGAGAAUAUUGAUAAUUCAACCAGAUAUUGGAAAAAACUUUUAUUUCUCUUAAUUUCUCUUAAAUUGAUUUUUUCUGAUUUGUUGAAAAAAAAAAAAAAAUUAUAUGAUUUUUUUUUCAGAGAAUGCAAUCAAGAUAUUCUUUGCUUAUGUUACACGGAGACGUAUGAUUUUUUGGCGGCAGGCAUGAUGGAUGGCACGGUGCAAUUGCACAAAUUGAGCGGCAAUAACAGCCCGAACGACGAAAAGUUCAUGUUGCGCGAUGCCGAGAUAACGCAGAAGCAAAGUCCGGUGACGGCGGUUAAACACAGGCCUGUCCGCAAAUCUUAUCCAAUCUCGCGUACCGUCAUUGCCACUUGUCAGUGCUACACCACAAUUUCUAAUAUUUUCUCUGAUAUAGAUAAUAAUAAUAAACGGAGAAGAGACGCGAAGCUGGAGCUUCGUCCCUUUCCGAAAAAAUUCUUCCGAAUUUUCAUUCGUUUCUUUCCUUUAAAUUUAUCAUUUAUCCGUUGUUCGAUCGUUGCAGAUGCAAACGGUUGCGUCAAGUGUUGGCAUUAUCCGACCAAUCAAUGCCUUUACACGAUACGGGAGAACAGGCAGGUUCUGGGCUUGGCUUAUCACUCGUAUCUACCAAAAUUCGUUACCAUGGGAGACGACGCGAAGCUCAUCUUGUACGACGAAGAAACGAAAAUGCAGGAAAGAGUGUUUCACGCAAGGUCUGUCCGCUGUGUUUACAAACAUACUUGUUAUCUUUGUCGCGCUUACGCUCGAACGCUAGCGAUCGUUGACGAAGGAGAGGGAUACUUUGUGCGAUUCGUAGAGACGCGAAACGACGAGAAAUAUUUACUUCGUUUCACGCGUUUCGUAUUCGUUCGAUCAUCAAGAGACCAGUUUGUUUUUUUUUUCGAAAGGUUUAUGAAACGCGUUCGAGAAAAGAAUCGAAUGUUACCUUGAUCUCGUUAAACGCGACAGUAAUCCAUUUCCAAUCGACGAACAGAUCGAGUUCGAUUGAACCGAAUAAAUGAUUCAAAUAUUUUUCUCGUCCAGAUUGAAAAAUCUGAUCCCUUUCUCCCGAAGGGAAUAUCCACAACUUCCAACGAUCCAAAACUUUCCUUCUUUAUUAUAAAAAACACGUGUUAUAUAUAUCACAGACAAGUAUUCGCAAUAUAAUUUAUCGUGCAAAUGUAAAAAAUCGGAAUAACUUUGCUCGAUCGAUAUUUAUUUUUGUUUAAAUUAUUAUCAUAUUAUUCAAGAUAACGAAAAAGUAUUUUCAUUCUUCAUCUCGGAAUAAUCGAAGCUUACGUUUAAAGUUCUCGGUUACGAUAUUAUUAUAGUAUCCACUUUCCACGAUAUAGAAGACGAAAUAAUGGGUUGUUUCGAUCAAACGGAUGUGGCGCGCAUUUCAAAACGUAAUAAAGUUCGUGACGUAAAGGCACGUAGGCGUAACACGCGCACAGAACGACGAUUUAGGCAGUAUAUACUGUUUUACCGUAUUCGCAACGCUCGUUCACACGUUUAUUUUUUAAUUACGAAUAAUAAUUUUACCAACUUUCUCUCUCUCCCAUUUCAAGCCAACCAAUGAUCGAUUAUCGGACAAACUGUUCGUUCGAACAGUUUGAUAGAUAAUAGAUAUUCAUAAUACAAUGGCGAGAUAUUUAAUUCAAUUUGUCGUUGUUGUUAUUAUUAUUAUUAUUAUUAUUAUUGUUGUUGUUUUUUAUCGUAGCGAGUCGUUGGAAGUUAUGGACGGUCAUAAAUCCAGAGUGUUCAGCGCGUGUUUCAGACCAAAAUCGGCACACGAGUUGAUCAGCGGCGGUUGGG